CUUUCCGGGAUAAAAGUUUGAAUUCUGAUGCUUUAACGCCAACGACGUUGACAAUUGGUGGUCCCUAUCCUAUAAUCGCCUGCAAAUUUUCUCGAGUAUUCAGUACAUGCAUUAACGAUGCAUCAAUUCAACAGCCGCCCACUGCUGUUUUGCUUCUCUCUUGGCUUUGCUUAUUAUGCCCCUAAAGUCACCGCAGACAUGGAUAGAAGUGCAUCGGACUUUGUAGCGCCACCGGGUUGCGCCAAUAUAAACUCUGACCCAGAUGGUCCGUUCGACCGCCCUGGUGUCCAAAUGGUCACCGUCCAUUGGCAGACUCGCCGAGCCGACAAUCUGUACGCUAUUACCGAUUCAGUUAUCGCAGUGACACUUCGCGGCACUAACGACCAACCUUUCAAUCAGACUAACGUAACUACCACACCUGGCGUAGGAGAGUUUACGCUAAGACUACCCCGAGCCAAUGACUACAGCAUCCUUUUCGAAACCUCUGGAUACGCGGGGUUUUCGUAUGGCCCAGUCGUACUGCGCAACUUUAGCCACUUGCUCAACUUAGGCAGCGACGUUUUCAUGGAACCACUGCUGUUUUUUCCAACGUUCUUGAAGGGGAGUGGCAAAGCAGCAGGAAUCGUACGUCUGGUCAAUACCAGCGGGGCUUAUUCCGUGUCAGAAAUUCAAGUACAACUGCGAGCUGGACUGAACAACGUUACGGGUCCCGUUGCGGCUAAUACAACUACUACAAAUGGCUCGUGGUCAGCGGUGCUCCCGGGAGGACAUUACACAGCGACUGCUGUAUAUACAACACCGAAGACGGAUGCCAAAUUCACGGGUCCGCCAUUCACCGUGCUAGCAAUACCAGGAGUGGAUCACCUGCGUGAUUGGGCGAUAACACCACAGUUUGCCAAGGGAGACCUCAGAAUUAUCUUGCGAGGAACCGGAUUGGUAGCUCACGACAAAUACGGUUCGUAUGAUCUUAAACUGCUGGUCAAGGGGCCGCUGCAGAACAGCCCCACCCAACGUGCCGAGGUGCGCGGUAAUGCCACUACCAGUGCGGACAAACUCAUGGUCUACGAUUACAUGGACCGGAUAUUUGGCAGCGUCCUUAUCAAGAAGCAGCUGCCCGGUGUCUAUCGUAUAUUUGUCCAGGAAACCGAUGCACUGCAGGCAAAACCGGUUACCUAUAGGGCGGAUAUGAAUCUAGCCAACUCGCAGUGCAUGGUAGAGAUCUACCGUGGCGAUGCACUGUGGGCGCAGUAUUUUGUGCCGCUUAGUAGUGGGAAUACUUGGACGGUUGCCGAAAUCAGCGGAAAGCGCCUCACUGUCAUCAACGAAAUGAGCACUGCAAAAUAA
Paramacrobiotus metropolitanus is the source of this 1344-nucleotide messenger RNA. RefSeq lists its product as uncharacterized. The transcript has 3 exons. The record is from RefSeq and is a predicted model, not a curated record. NCBI's taxonomy places the organism in Eukaryota, Metazoa, Tardigrada, Eutardigrada, Parachela, Macrobiotidae. Bases 118 to 1344 code for a protein of 408 amino acids.